AUGAGCGUGAUAUUCGAAAUGCUUAUGAUAAUCGUAAUAUUAAUAACACUGCCUGCGGCAGAAACGACAACUACAUCAACUGCGGAAGCUACAACAACUGCUACCGAAACAACAACCGCGGCUGCUACAGCAACUGCGGUAGCUACAACAACUGUGACAGCUACAACAACUGCGGAAGCUACAACAACUGUGGCAGCUACAACAACUGCGGAAGCUACAACAACUGCUGCUGCUACAACAACUGUGGCUGCUACAACAACUGCGGAAGCUACAACAACUGCGGAAGCUACAACAACUGUGGCUGCUACAACAACUGCGGCAUCUACAAAAACUGCAGAAGCCACAACAACUGCGGUAGAAACAACAACUGCGGCUACGACAACAACUGUGGCAGAAACAACUACUGCGGCAGCAACAACAACUGUGGCUGCUACAACAACUGCGGAAGCUACAACAACUACGGUAGAAACCGAGGCCACAUCUUCUGACACAAUUACAGCCACAUCCACUGACACAAUUACAUCCACAUCUUCUGACAGCAUUACACCCACAUUAUCUAACGCCAUUACACCUACAUCUUCUGACACCGUUAAAGUCACAACUUCUGACACAAUUACGGUCACAUCUUCUGAAUCAAUUACAGCCAUAUCCACUGACACCAUUACAUCCACAUCGUCUGAAACCAUUACAGUAACAUCUUCUGUCACAAUUACGGCCUCAUUUUCUGACACAAUUACGGCCACAUAUUCUGAAUCAAUUACAUCAACAUUUUCUGACAGCAUUACACCCACAUCUUCUGACACCACUACAGUCACAUCUUCUGACACAAUUACGUCAACAUCUUCUUAUACCAUCACAGUCACAUCUUCUGACACAAUUACGGACACAUCUUCUGACAGCAUUACAUCCACAUCAUCUGAUACCAUUACAGUGGCAUCUUCUGACAUAAUAACGGCCACAUCUUCUGAUACCAUUACAGUCACCUCUUCUGACACAAUUACUGCCACAUCUUAUGACAGCAUUACACCCACAUCUUCUGAUCCCAUUACAGUCACAUCUUCUGACACAAUUAUGGCCACAUCUUCUGAUAUCAUUAAAGUCACAUCUUCUGACACAAUUACGGCCACAUCUUCUGACAGCAUUACACCCACAUCUUCUGAUACCAUUACAGUGACAUCUUCUGACAUAAUUACGGCCACAUCUUCUGAUACCAUUACAGUCACAUCUUCUGACACAAUUACGGCCACUUCUUCUGACAGCAUUACACCCACAUCUUCUGAUACUAUUACAGUCACUUAUUCGGACACAAUUACGGCAACAUCUUCUGAUACCAUUAAAGUGACAUCUUCUGACAAAAUUACGGCCACAUCUUCUGACAGCAUUACACCCACAUCUUCUGAAACCAUUGCAGUCACAACUUAUGAGACAAUUACGAUCACAUCUUCUGAUACCAUUACAGUGACAUCUUCUGACACAAUUACGGCCACAUCUUCUGACAACAUUACACCCGCAUCUUCUUAUACCAUUACAGUCACAUCUUCUCAAUCAAUUACAGCCACUUCCACUGACACUUUUACAUCCACAUCUUCUGACACCAUUACAGUCACUUCUUCUGACACAAUUUCGGCCACAUCGUCUGACACAAUUACAGCCACAUCCACUGACACCAUUAUAUCCACAUCUUCUGACAGCAUUACACCCACAUCUUCUUUUUCCAUAACAGUCACAUCUUCUGGCACAAUUACGGCCACAUCUUCUGAACCAAUUACAGCCACAUCUACUGACUCCAUUACAUUCACAGAAACAAAAUCUGCGGCUGCUACAACAACUGUUACUGCUACAACAACUGUUGCUGCUACAACAACUGUGACAGAAUCAACAACUGCGCCAGUUAGAACAACUGUGACGCAAACAACAACUGUUGAAGCUACAAGCACUCUGGCCGAAACAACAACUUCGGCAACUUCAACAAAUACGGCAUCUACUUCAACACAGGCUCCUACUACAACUCAGCCGUCUACUACAACACAGACACCUACUACAUCUCUGGCAAUUACUUCAACACAGGCUCCUACUACAAUUCAGCCGUCUACUACAACACAGACACCUACUACAUCUCUGGCAUCUACUUCAACACAGGCUCCUACUACAACUCAGCCGUCUACUACAACACAGACACCUACUACAUCUCUGGCAAUUACUUCAACACAGGCUCCUACGUCAACACAGGCUCCUACUACAAUUCAGCCGUCUACUACAACACAGACACCUACUACAUCUCUGACAUCUACUUCAACACAGGCUCCUACUACAACUCAGCCGUCUACUACAACACAGUCACCUACUACAACUGCAGCUCCCGAGAUUCCAUCACGUGGUUUUUUCUUGGAAUAUGGCACAACAGCCGGGGACCAAACUGCCUCUGCCUCUGACGAUAAGUGUACCGUUCUCAUCAAUCUUGGAUACCGGGUACCAUUCCGCGGUACGGGGUACAGAAAAAUAUACAUUUGUCCGAACGGCCUUAUUUGCUUCAAGCAACCAUUUUCGGGUUAUUUUCCACCAAUCAACAGUCGAGGUAACAGCGCAGACUUUAAGGGCGCCGUUUGCAUCGCGCCUUAUUUUGCAGAUCUGUCGGUGACAAACAAUCAGUUGUUUUACCAGUCGUAUGACUUUGCAAUUGUUAGUAAUGCUAAUGUGAGCGCUAAGGUGAAGGGAUUUGUGAACGAAAGCUAUAACGAGGCAAACUUCGAGCCCAUCUAUGUGCUGAAAGCCACGUGGAUUGCGGCAAAAAGAUUUGGAGGAGGAAAUGAUAGCGUUACGUUCCAAGUCGUAUUUACAACAAACGGAACUCAUUCGUACUCGUUCAAUUCGUACCCUAAUGGCGGAAUGCUUGAUACGUUUGGCUCACCAUUUAUUGGUUACAUCGCUAAUGGUGAUUACGAGGGACUCGACAACACAGCCGACGGCAGCUACUUACGUAGAGCUGAUCAAAAUCUAAAAUUUAAUAAACAAUACAAAGGUGCCGUCAGUUUUGAUUACACAAGUAAGACGAAUAUUGAAGAUAACGACGAACUAGCGUGCAAAGUCUGGUACAAGAAUGAGAAAUCCAAGGCACGCCAGUAUGAGACAAUUGCAUUUGGAAUGCCUGUUUGUCCUUGCUUUUUGGAUUGGUUGCGAUGGGACCGGAGCUUCAGUUUGUGGGACUUCACUUGGCACUCGCCUAACGUCAUCCACGUUCCUAUGGAACCAACACGUCGUACACGGUCAUAUGGAAAGUCAUGCGCCUAUGAUGUCUCCACCCUUUCUUUCAUCGGAUUUGGGCAAGAUGCCGGGACCUUUGCCUCUGUCAAUAAGUUGGUCAAUCUCCGUAGCCAUCGGUUGGAGGACCUACACUACAGGGAUGUGUGUUGUGAGAGGACAGACCUCUGUGACCUGUUCUGGGAAGUCAGGCCUCUCGUUUCGCAAUGUUAUUCGUUUUUCCCGUUCUCGCUGCGAGCCCGAGGAGUCGGUGAUCCUCACUUCAACACGUUAGAUGGUGCAAACUUCACUUUCAACGGCCAUGGCGAAUACGUGAUGCUGAAAGUGAGUGAACAAGAUGUAGCCCUCCGAAUCCAGUGCCGAACACAGAGAGCGAAGAAAGCAACUGGGGGUCUCUCCGAUGCUACCGUGUUCUCCGGCUUUGCUAUACAAGGCGAUGGGGUCUGGAUGCAAGUGGAGCUGAACGAGGCAGGGAACAGGACUCAGCUAUUCGUGGGCACGGAUAAAACCUCGUGGGCGGACUACACGAAUGACUACUACAACCCUGGAACUAUGGUUAUCAAAUCGGUCACUGGACUGACCGUGUCAAGAAACAUGUCUGAGAAAACGAUUUCGGCUUUCUUCAGUGAUUCAGGUGUAACAUUCAAUGUCACAGAAGGAAACGGGCUUCUUCAGAUGGCGAUCGCGAUGCCAAACACUUUGAAAAACAAGAAGACCGUUGGGUUGCUGGGUAACUACAAUGACAAUGAUAAAGAUGACUUCAUACCACGUGAUGCCAACACUUCCCUGUCAAGUCCUUCUGAAAGACAGAUUUUCGAGAAAUUCGGCAGUACAUGGAUGACUACCGCACAAGAGUCAAUUUUCAAGUAUGAGGACGGCUUUACCCACGCCAAUUUCAUACAGGCGAACUUUACUCCGAAAUUCUUGGAGGAAGCCAACGCUACAUUACGAGCAGAAGCAGAGAAAAAGUGUAGUGGAAACCUUCAGUGUGUAUUUGAUUUUGUCUUCACUGGGAAUGAGCAACUCGCAAAGGAGACCGGAAGUACUGAAGAAAAAGCGGUACGAACAAAUGAGGCAGCAAGCAACCGAAUCCCGAAUAUAACUGUGGUGGCAGGAGCACAGGUGGUGGGCAACAAGAACACGUUGAUACUUAACGUCAACGAAUCAAGAUCAAUCACAGUCAAAGGAGAAGACGAUGGAAACAUAUUAAACUACUUAGUGCUCGGCAACUCCGGAGCUGAGCUUAGCAUAGAAUUAGAGGGCAGAUCUAGGAACGUCACUUUAAAGUUGACAGACACUAAUCCAAAGGAUUUGAGUGUCACUGUCACUGACAGCAAUAAUGUGAGCGCCCCCAUUCUGGACAUUGUACUCGUGGUGUGUUCUCUGUGUAGCGGACACGGCACGUGCAACACGAGUGUGUUGAGAGAGACCCAUGGCAACCCUAACUACAAAUUAGCAACAUGCCAAUGCGAGCCUUACUGGACAGAUAUAAACGAGUGUGAAGAGUCAACUAGCGGCUGUGACCAAGUCUGCAACAACACCCAGGGAUACUUCACAUGCUCCUGCUAUGCCGGAUACACCUUCAAUUCAACGUCAAACCAAUGCAAACAAGGUACGCCACCUAACGUUUGUAAAGAUCAAUGUAACGGUACGGACGGAUGUGUUGAUGAUAACAACUCACCCAAGUGUUUCUGCAAUGCUGGAUACCAGCUGAAUGGUGGAAACACACGUUGCGAUGAUAUUAAUGAGUGCAAUUCAACCAAACCAUGUUCGCAACAAUGCAACAACAUUGUUGGAAGUUACCAAUGCAGUUGUUACGAUGGAUACAAACUCGGAGUUGACAAAAUCACAUGCGAAGUUUGCCAGUUCCCUAACUACGGAGCUCAGUGCUCCAGAAUCUGUCAGUGCGGGGCUGGUUCCGAUCGCUGCGACCCUGUACGCGGAUGCGUCUGUAAGGCUGGCUGGACGGGAACCAACUGUGACACCGACAUAAACGAGUGCGAAACGCCAAAUAAAUGCAAUGAAGCCAACAAAGUGUGCACGAACAGGAUUGGUUCAUUUUCGUGCAAUUGUCGAGCGGGAUUUUAUGAUAACAAUGUAACAUGUGUUGACAUCGACGAAUGUCAGAGGUCAGAUCUGAACACAUGUAGUCAGGUUUGUACCAACACGAUCGGUGGAUUCACCUGCUCCUGUAGGGAAGGAUACAUAGUUAAUCAGGACGACGCGACAAAGUGCUUAGAUUUCGACGAGUGCCAAGCCGGGGUGUCAGGUUGUCAACAUAUUUGCUCGAACAGCGUCGGCCGCUUCAGCUGUGCUUGUUACUUUGGUUUUGAACUACAAGAAGACCGCAAGCAAUGCGUUUUAGCGAAUGACGUGUGCAUGAAAGAGUUCCCAGACAACGGCUGCUCGGACAUUUGUAGAGCGGACCUGCAAAGGAAGACCUACAAGUGCCUUUGUAACACAGGUUACAAACUUGGUGUUGACAACAAAACGUGCAUAGAUAUAAACGAGUGUGAAGAUAACACGUUGAAUGCAUGCAGUCAAACGUGUUCAAAUACACUUGGUGAUUACACUUGCGCGUGCAAUACGGGCUUCAAACUAGCAAACGACCGUCGCUCUUGUGAAGUAUGUGAUUCUUUCCACUAUGGUGUCAACUGCUCUACCGCGUGUGACUGCGGUGUGGGAGCAGAAAGGUGUGACAGCGUGACAGGAUGCGUAUGCAAGCAGGGCUGGAGUGGCGCAAAAUGCACCAUCGAUCAAGAUGAGUGCGCGGAUCUAAACAGAUGUCCAGGUAGUAACAAGAUGUGCACUAACACGCCCGGCUCGUACCUGUGUAGCUGCAAGACCGGGUUUAAAGAAGAGAAUGCAAUCUGCGUUGAUAUUAACGAUUGUGUAGAGUCUAAUGAUUGUAGGCAGAUUUGCACGAACACACCAGGCAGCUACGAGUGUAGUUGUAAUCCAGGUUACGUACGAAAUGGCAAAGAGUGCACAGACAUAAAUGAGUGCACAAACGGACAGGCUAAGUGUGCUCAGGUGUGCACAAACACUGAUGGCGGCUUCCGUUGCUCGUGCAACGAAUUUUACAUGCUUGGCGACGAUAAAAAGACUUGCUUACACAUUAAAGAAUGUUCCACAAAUCCCUGCUCGCAAUCAUGCUUUGAGAAAGAGGGCAGCUAUGAAUGCGCGUGUAACCUGACGGGUUAUACGUUGGAUACAGAUCAGAAGACUUGUAUUAUCACAUCAUCUGAUACAAUUGCGGCCACAUCUUCUGACACAAUUACGGCCACAUCUUCUGACAACAUUACACCCACAUCAUCUGGUACCAUUACAGUUACAUCUUCUGACACAAGCUCCUACUUCAACACAGGCUCCUACUACAAUUCAGCGGUCUACUACAACACAGACACUUACUACAUCUAUGGCAUCUACAUCAACACAGGCUCCUACUACAACUCAGCCGUCUACUACAACACAUACACCUACUACAUCUGUGGCAAUUACUUCAACACAGGCUCCUACUUCAACGCAGGCUCCUACUAUAAUUCAGCCGUCUACUACAACACAGACACCUACUACAUCUCUGACAUCUACUUCAACACAUGCUCCUACUACAACUCAGCCGUCUACUACAACACAGACACCUACUAUACCUGCAGCUCCCGAGAUUCCAUCACGUGCAAUGCUAAUGUGAGCGCUAAGGUGAAGGGAUUUGUGAACGAAAGCUAUGGAGAGGCAAACUUCGAGCCCAUCUAUGUGCUGAAAGCCACGUGGAUUGCGGCAAAAAGAUUUGGAGGAGGAAAUGAUAGCGUUACGUUCCAAGUCGUAUUUACAACAAACGGAACUCAUUCGUACUCGUUCAAUUCGUACCCUAAUGGCGGAAUGCUUGAUACGUUUGGCUCACCAUUUAUUGGUUACAUCGCUAAUGGUGAUUACGAGGGACUCGACAACACAGCCGACGGCAGCUACUUACAACAAUACAAAGGUGCCAUCAGUUUUGAUUACACGAGUAAGACGAAUAUUGAAGAUAACGACGAACUAGCGUGCAAAUUCUGGUACAAGAAUGAGAAAUCCAAGGCACACCAGUAUGAGACAAUUGCAUUUGGAAUGCCUUCAUGUGCCUAUGAUGUCUCCACCCUUUCUUUCAUCGGAUUUGGGCAAGAUGCCGGGACCUUUGCUUCUGUCAACCAGUUGGUCAAUCUCCGUAGCCAUCGGUUGGAGGACCUACACUACAGGGAUGUGUGUUGUGAGAGAACAGACCUCUGUGACCUGUUCUGGGAAGUCAGGCCUCUCGUUUCGCAAUGUUAUUCGGUUUUCCCGUUCUCGCUGCGAGCCCGAGGAGUCGGUGAUCCUCACUUCAACACGUUAGAUGGUGCAAAUUUCACUUUCAACGGCCAUGGCGAAUACGUGAUGCUGAAAGUGAGUGAACAAGAUGUAGCCCUCCGAAUCCAGUGCCGAACACAGAGAGCGAAGAAAGCAACUGGGGGUCUCUCCGAUGCUACCGUGUUCUCCGCCUUUGCUAUACAAGGCGAUGGGGUCUGGAUGCAGGUGGAGCUGAACGAGGCAGGGAACAGGACUCAGCUAUUCGUGGGCACGGAUAAAACCUCGUGGGCGGACUACACGAAUGACUACUAUAACCCUGGAACUAUGGUUAUCAAAUCGGUCACUGGACUGACCGUGUCAAGAAACAUGUCUGAGAAAACGAUUUCGGCUUUCUUCAGUGAUUCAGGUGUAACAUUCAAUGUCACAGAAGGAAACGGGCUUCUUCAGAUGGCGAUCGCGAUGCCAAACACUUUGAAAAACAAGAAGACCGUUGGGUUGCUGGGUAACUACAAUGACAAUGAUAAAGAUGACUUUAUACCACGUGAUGCCAACACUUCCCUGUCAAGUCCUUCUGAAAGACAGAUUUUCGAGAAAUUCGGCAGUACAUGGAUGACUACCGCACAAGAGUCAAUUUUCAAGUAUGAGGACGGCUUUACCCACGCCAAUUUCAUACAGGCGAACUUUACUCCGAAAUUCUUGGAGGAAGCCAACGCUACAUUACGAGCAGAAGCAGAGAAAAAGUGUAGUGGAAACCUUCAGUGUGUAUUUGAUUUUGUCUUCACUGGGAAUGAGCAACUCGCAAAGGAGACCGGAAGUACUGAAGAAAAAGCGGUACGAACAAAUGAGGCAGCAAGCAACCGAAUCCCGAAUAUAACUGUGGUGGCAGGAACACAGGUGGUGGGCAACAAGAACACGUUGAUACUUAACGUCAACGAAUCAAGAUCAAUCACAGUCAAAGGAGAAGACGAUGGAAGCAUAUUAAACUACUUAGUGCUCGGCAACUCCGGUGCUGAGCUUAGCAUAGAAUUAGAGGACAGAUCUAGGAACGUCACUUUAAAGUUGACAGACACUAAUCCAAAGAAUUUGAGUGUCACUGUCACUGACAGCAAUAAUGUGAGCGCCCCCAUUCUGGACAUUGUACUCGUGGUGUGUUCUCUGUGUAGCGGACACGGCACGUGCAACACGAGUGUGUUGAGAGAGACCCAUGGCAACCCUAACUACAAAUUAGCAACAUGCCAAUGCGAGCUUUACUGGACAGGUGAUGAUUGUCAAUUUGAUUUUGACGCAUGCGCAGAAAAUCCUUGUUCAGUCGGACGCAACUGCACGGACACAAACGCGGACGCACACAAAGGAAAUCCAUCAAUACCGACUUACACCUGCACUCCAUGCCCAGCUGGAUUUGAAGACAACAAUGCUAAGUGCGAGGAUAUCGACGAAUGUAAGAACCUGCCCUGUGGUCUUAGUUCUAAGUGUGUAAACACAGAGGGGAGUUUCUCGUGUGUUUGCAAUGCUGGAUACCGUUUGUCUUCAACCAAUAAAACCGCAUGUAACGAUAUAAACGAGUGUGAAGAGUCAACUAGCGGCUGUGACCAAGUCUGCAACAACACCCAGGGAUACUUCACAUGCUCCUGCUAUGCCGGAUACACCUUCAAUUCAACGUCAAACCAAUGCAAACAAGGUACGCUACCUAACGUUUGUAAAGAUCAAUGUAACGGUACGGACGGAUGUGUUGAUGAUAACAACUCACCCAAGUGUUUCUGCAAUGCUGGAUACCAGCUGAAUGGUGGAAACACACGUUGCGAUGAUAUUAAUGAGUGCAAUUCAACCAAACCAUGUUCGCAACAAUGCAACAACAUUGUUGGAAGUUACCAAUGCAGUUGUUACGAUGGAUACAAACUCGGAGUUGACAAAAUCACAUGCGAAGUUUGCCAGUUCCCUAACUACGGAGCUCAGUGCUCCAGAAUCUGUCAGUGCGGGGCUGGUUCCGAUCGCUGCGACCCUGUACGCGGAUGCGUCUGUAAGGCUGGCUGGACGGGAACCACCUGUGACACCGACAUAAACGAGUGCGAAACGCCAAAUAAAUGCAAGGACGCCAACAAAGUGUGCACGAACACGAUUGGUUCAUUUUCGUGCAAUUGUCGAGCGGGAUUUUAUGAUAACAAUGUCACAUGUGUUGACAUCGACGAAUGUCAGAGGUCGGAUCUGAACACGUGUAGUCAGGUUUGUACCAACACGAUCGGUGGAUUCACCUGCUCCUGUAGGGAAGGAUACAUAGUUAAUCAGGACGACGCGACAAAGUGCUUAGAUGUCAACGAGUGCCAAGCCGGGGUGUCAGGUUGUCAACAUAUUUGCUCGAACAGCGUCGGCCGCUUCAGCUGUGCUUGUUACUUUGGUUUUGAACUACAAGAAGACCGCAAGAAAUGCGUUUUAGCGAAUGACGUGUGCAUGAAAGAGUUCCCAGAUAACGGUUGCUCAGACAUUUGUAGAGCGGACCUGCAAAGCAAGACCUACAAGUGCCUUUGUAACACAGGUUACAAGCUUGGUGCUGACAACAAAACGUGCAUAGAUAUAAACGAGUGUGAAGAUAACACGUUGAAUGCGUGCAGUCAAACGUGUUCAAAUACACUUGGGGAUUACACUUGCGCGUGCAAUACGGGCUUCAAACUAGCAAACGACCGUCGCUCUUGUGAAGUAUGUGAUUCUUUCCACUAUGGUGUCAACUGCUCUACCGCGUGUGACUGCGGUGUGGGAGCACAAAGGUGUGACAGCGUGACAGGAUGCGUAUGCAAGCAGGGCUGGAGUGGCGCAAAAUGCACCAUCGAUCAAGAUGAGUGCGCGGAUCUAAACAGAUGUCCGGGUAGUAACAAGAUGUGUACUAACACGCCCGGCUCAUACCUGUGUAGCUGCAAGACCGGGUUUAAAGAAGAGAAUGCAAUCUGCGUUGAUAUUAACGAAUGUGUGGAGUCUAAUGAGUGUAGGCAGAUUUGCACGAACACACCGGGCAGCUACGAGUGCAGUUGUAAUCCAGGUUAUGUGCUAAAUGGCAAAGAGUGCACAGACAUAAAUGAGUGCACAAACGGACAAGCUAAAUGUGCUCAGGUGUGCACAAACACUGAUGGCGGCUUCCGUUGCUCGUGCAACGAAUUUUACAUGCUUGGCGACGACAAAAAGACUUGCUUACCGCAACAAAAAUGUUCCACAUCAAACUAUUGUACAAAUGGUGUUUGCGCCUUGAUAAAUGCCAGCCAAACAUGUACAUGCAAUGCAGGCUUUAAGUUCAAGACAGGGAGCGUAACUGAAUGCGAAGACAUUAAAGAAUGUUUAACAAAUCCCUGCUCGCAAUCGUGCCUGGAGACAGAGGGAAGCUAUGAAUGCGCGUGUAACAUGACGGGUUACACGUUAGACAAAGACCAGAUUACUUGUAUAAAAUGUCCCGCUCGAAACUACGGUGCAAACUGCAGUUCAGUGUGUUCAUGCAAUGAAACAAACACGUUGUCGUGUGCAUUUGACACAGGUAGCUGUUCUUGUAAGGCAGGCUGGAAUGGCACCAACUGCGAUCAGGACAAAAAUGAGUGUGGCUCCAAUCCAAACCCAUGUCCUGCAAAUUCAGAAUGCACAAACACGCCCGGGUCGUACGUUUGUAACUGCAAAAAUGGCUAUGUUAAAUCUGGAGAUGGGACAUGCCAAGCAUGUAGCAACAAUAAAUAUGGAAAUGGCUGUAACACGCCGUGUAACUGCAACACCACCAACGCGUUGGUUUCAACGCAGACAUGCAAUCACGUGAAUGGCACGUGCUUGUGCAAAGCCCAAUGGGAAGGUGCUACGUGUGAAGCUGAUGCAGACGAAUGCAAGCUUGGUACUCACAACUGUGCUUACCUCAGCAAGUUCUGUCACAACACCAACGGAGGCUUUGAAUGCUCGUGUCUGAUAGGAUUCAAUGCAAUAAACGGAUCGUGCAUUCCGGACGCCCUAACGACAACUACAUUAGCCCCGCAACAGGAUGGCGUUGAUAUUUCCAUCACGAUUAAUAUUCCUAAAGAGAAGGUCAUCCAUUUGAACUUUACUGUGAAGGCGACGUUCGAUGUAUGGGAAAAGAUAUUCCUUCAUUGGAUUAAUGACCGAUAUAAGAAGAUGGACAGGAAACUAAAGAAGGUUAUAGUUCGUAGUAUCUCAAUUGGAAGUUUGAAUGUGAAUGCCACCAUAAUCAAGGAAGAUAGCCAAGAAGCCUCACAGAUCUUCACACAAGCAACACAGGACUUGAACAAUGCAACAUUUGUCCUUUGAUAAUGUGCCAUAUGCAGCGAAUCUUGUAGCAGUCGGCGACGUUACCAUUGAUCCAACGAAACCAUUGAAUGAUCAAAAGCUGUGCAAUCUACUUGAGUGAUAACGGACAAUGUUCAUACAACUACGCAUGCGUGGUGGUGGAAGGAAAUCCUACCUGCGA
Messenger RNA from Dreissena polymorpha, 12022 nucleotides. RefSeq lists its product as uncharacterized. The transcript is spliced from 56 exons. The record is from RefSeq and is a predicted model, not a curated record. Gene Ontology annotation, molecular function: calcium ion binding. Gene Ontology annotation, biological process: cell-matrix adhesion. The coding region runs from base 1 to 11862 and encodes 3953 amino acids. Lineage: Eukaryota; Metazoa; Mollusca; Bivalvia; Myida; Dreissenidae.